GCAUUAAUUUGUGCGGGCUCGGGCUCUUGCGGCCAAGCGCCAUCCCCGCUCCUUCAACCCCUAAAUUUUAACCCCACUUUCUCUGACCUGUUCACCACCCCAACCAAAACCACCUCCAAAAACCCCACAAAAAAAAAAAAACAAACAGUCUUCAAUCCAGAAAAUCCCAAGAAACUCAAACCAGAGAGAGAAGAAGCAGAGCAUUUCUCCGCCUCCCCCAUCAAAUGGCUCUGCUUCUCCACGCAUCGCUGCGGCGCCUAGUACUUGUGGCGUCAUUGCUUGCGGCCGUGGUGGCGUUCGCCGAUGCUCGCCUCAAUGCCAAUUACUACGCGAAGAGCUGCCCGCAGGUGGAGAAGAUCGUCCAAGAUGUCGUGGUGCAGAAGCAGAUCAAUAGCCCCUCGACGGCCGCUGGAAUGGUGAGGCUGUUUUUUCACGACUGCUUUGUGGAGGGGUGUGAUGCGUCGGUGCUGGUGAGGUCGACACCUUUCAAUAAGGCGGAGAAUGACGCCGACAUUAAUCUGUCGCUGCCCGGGGAUGGGUUUGAUGUGAUUGUGAGGGCGAAGUCGGCGCUGGAGCUGUCGUGCCCGGGGGUUGUAUCGUGCUCUGAUAUCAUGUCCCUUGCCACCAGGAACCUCAUCACCAUGGUGGGAGGCCCCUUCUAUAAGGUGCGUCUGGGCCGCAAGGAUGGCAAAGUCUCCAUGGCAUCCCAUGUCGCUGGCAACCUUCCUCUUCCCUCCAUGUCUAUCUCCCAGAUGGCCAACAUCUUUGAGUCCAAGGGCUUCUCCAUUGCCGAGAUGGUCGCCCUCUCUGGCGCCCACACAAUCGGCUUCUCUCAUUGCAAGGAAUUCUCUUCCCGUAUUUACAACUUCUCCCGCACCUCCACUGUGGAUCCCGCCCUCAAUCCCCGCUACGCACAAGGCCUCCAAGAAGCCUGCAAAUCCUUAAAUUCCAACCCUGCGCUCUCGGUUUUCAAUGAUAUAAUGACCCCAAAUAAGUUUGAUAAUAUGUAUUUUCAGAAUUUGAAGAGAGGCCUCGGGUUGCUUGCUUCUGAUCAGGGCUUGUAUGCCGAUCCCACCACCAAGGAAUAUGUCGAUCUUUUUGCAGCGAAUCAGACAGAAUUUUUUAAUGCAUUUGCACAUGCCAUGGAGAAGCUCAGCGUGCUUGGCGUCAAGACUGGGCGUAACGGCGAGGUGCGCCGCCGCUGUGACGAGGUCAACUGAUAUAUUAAAUAAUUACAACCACCACCAUCACAGGGGAGGAAAUUCCAGAGAGAGAGACAACUCAAGAAGAUUAAUGAGCAAGAGAAUAUAUGAGAUUUAUCUCUCUCUCUUUGGGUUGCAGAUAGGGGGAGAUGUAUUUUUUAUGUAUGAUGAAGAGUGCAGUCAUUCAUUGUGGAUGGAAACUAUAUUUUUGUGUAUCGCAUUCAUUUGUAUGUGUUUGUGAGUGUGUGCGUGUGUUAAUUCUUCAAAAGAUGAGGAUCGAUCGCCGCCCUUUCGUACUCAGGCAUCAGUCACGAUGUGAUUUUCUCUCCAUGCAUACCCAAGUCUUGGAAGUUGGUACUUUUUAUGAUCGUUCUGGUUGUUGGGUGGUGUUGGUGGACUGUAUCUGUGUGCAUGAUAUUUUAUACCAAUUGUUUGUUA
Messenger RNA from Amborella trichopoda, 1640 nucleotides. Its product is annotated as peroxidase 31. Lineage: Eukaryota; Viridiplantae; Streptophyta; Magnoliopsida; Amborellales; Amborellaceae. Gene Ontology annotation, molecular function: heme binding; peroxidase activity. Gene Ontology annotation, biological process: response to oxidative stress; hydrogen peroxide catabolic process. The record is from RefSeq and is a predicted model, not a curated record.